Monodelphis domestica (gray short-tailed opossum) is the source of this 3069-nucleotide messenger RNA. The record is from RefSeq and is a predicted model, not a curated record. NCBI's taxonomy places the organism in Eukaryota, Metazoa, Chordata, Mammalia, Didelphimorphia, Didelphidae.
GGGAGGAGAACUUGACUUUGUCCAAUGUUCUGAAUCAAGUCCAGCUACCUGUCAUGGAUUUCACCACUUGUCAACAGGAAAAGGUCUGGGGUGACAAAGUCAGCCCAACUAUGCUAUGUGUGGGCUUCAGGGACCUCCAGGAGGCUCCUGCGGCAUGCCAGGGAGACUCAGGGGGCCCCUUGCUUUGCCAGAUGGGAAGGAACGAGUGGGAAGUCCACGGCAUAGCCAGCUUUGGGCCUGUUGGCUGCAGAGCUGAGAACAAGCCCAGUGUCUUCACCAGGACCGCUUCCUACAGGCCCUGGAUCGAGGCUACCAGAAUCCGGGACUUUUUCUUCUAUUGAAUCCGAAGGGAUGGUAUAUGGAUGGGCCCUUGAAAGAAAUCUUGGCUCUGGGCCUCACUCCAGUCAGAUAAGGCAAACUCAGGAAAUAAGAUAAAGGAGUUUAUUAGCCUCCAAGGCAGCUUGCAGCUAGAGCAAAGCUGACCUCCAAUUCAAACUGCAGGCUUCUUUUAUAGACUGGAGUAAACAACUUUCAUAGAAAAGGAAGACAAUCCCACUUGGUACACAUUUGUUGGUUUUUUUUUAAACCCUUACCUUCCAUCUUAGAAUUAGUACUGUGCAUUGGUUCCAAGGCAGAAGAGUGGUAAGGGCUGGGCAAUGGAGGUUAAGUGACUUGCCCAGGGUCACACAGCUAGGAAGUAUCUAAGGCCAGAUUUGAACCCCAGUCUCUAGCCACUGAACUACCUAGCUGCACCCCACCCCCAUUUCAAUGAGGGAUAAGAUUAGGGCUGCCUCUACUUCUCCCCUAUUAACAGCAUCAUAGGAGAAGGGAUUGGUGCCCCAGUUGUACCUGCCAUUUUGUAUAGGCUAGCUGCCAUGAACCCCAAGUCUAAAUGCCAUGAAGUCACUCAGACAGACUGUACCUUGGACUGGCAUUGUACAAUCUCCCUUUUGGUGCUGGCCAUACUCCUGGUGCAACACCACGGUGGAAUCUAUAUUGCUUCUCUAGUCUUAACAGCAUCAUCCUGAUCUCUGCUGCUUGCAAUUUGGUUCUUUGCACCAAAGAGGCACCAUAAGCCCAAGCAACACAGAAUCUUUAUGAGGACAUAUAAGAGAAAACCCAUAAAGACAUACUUCAGCCGUGGGACAUUUGGGAGCCAAGUGGUUAGCUGUUGCCAUGGGACCGGAGUUCCUUACCGUUCUCCUGGACCAUGUUCUAGGCACUCCAAACGGAGUCCAUGUAGGUAUGGAUGCUCUUGUGGUGGAUGGGCUCCAUUCCUGACCCACGAAGGCCCAUACCCUUCCCUUCUCUGCUAGGAGGAAAUCCAGAGCCAGCCAAAAGAAAACUAAGGAUUUAGGGUCUUCACUGCACCUUUGGUUUCAUUAACAAAUAUUUGCAAAAGUUUGUUCAUUUUAUUCAGGAGUGUCCAGACUGUGUCUGUUCCCAUACAUGGGUAAUAGGAUGGAAAAAGAAGGGGGCAGCCAAGUAGAAACUUAGAUGACUGCAUCCUUGCUUUGAGAGGGACAUCUAAGAGACAGGGUAGGUAUGGACCAGAGGCCAAAAUACCUACCCAAGCCACCAAUAACAUCCUUUUUUGUUUAUACAGAAAAUAAAAUUCCUACGGGGCUUUCCUAAAAAAUCUACUUUUGUUAUCAGGCUUCCCAGCUUAUAAGAAAUUCUCAGAAGGCCCUUUCAGUCUUGAAUGGUCACAUUUUGAUUCAGGGAUAGGGAAUAAUUCUAUCCCAUUUGACAUCCCAUUUUCUGACCUAUUGCCCUAUUCCAUUUAUAACACAAAACUGGUAUCUUGCAAUAUGUUGGAAGCUCAAAGAUGGCAAGAAUUAUAAAAGGUUAAUGAUUUUUCUUCCCAACUAAACAUGAAUAAGUGGGAAGACUCAUUCUUCUAGCCCAUGGCAGAACAAUUUGGUUUGUUUUGUAUCUAGGUAAGCUUUAUUGAUUGCAAAAUAAUAAUCACGGGCCUUGGAUGUCUGCCCCCAGGUUCAUGAGGGACAUCUCUUUCCCCAAGAAUAAGGGGUGGGACAACCUAACCAGCAGCUAGCUCAGUUAAAGGCACAAUUGGCAUGUUGGAUCAGAUGUAUAUAAAUACUGGGCUGCCUUGUUUCCCUAACCCCAAGGGCACACGAUAGGAUCUAAAGCUCAAACAACAAAUUCAUAGCAGAUCAUAGGUGAAGUAUCAGGUCCUCAUUAUCAGGGUCAAACAAGUGUCCAAAAGGCCAUUGAUUGGUGUUGGGGUUCUUUCUCAGCUUAACUGGGUAUGGGCUUGUUUUCUCUCUGGUCUGGAGUCAAUCACAACAAGCACAUGGGAGUGAUGUGUCCACUUGGCAACACUGGUGGCAGUAGGACUGCUCAGCUGAAUCUGGAAAAGUCUCCCUCCAUUUGCUCCAUUGGCCUCUGUUCCCCCAAACAUAUCUGUAGCCCACAGAUUUUGGUAGUUCAAUAAAAUUAAUCCACAGGUGUUCAAAUGAUGGGAGCAAUAAAAUCAAUUUGUGCGUGUUCAGAUGUUAGGGUCACCCACUUUUUUCUCUGCUUUUGUCACAGUUUUCUUCUAUGAAGAGUUAAACAAGAAAGGUAGCUGGAGACCACCCUUUUGGCAAACCAGGACCAGCAAACUUGGACUACAAGGGUCUUGGUUCCUAAAUCAGUAUCAGUCCAAGCAGAAAAAUGAUAAACAACUUAUAGAAUAGAUAACAAGUCCACAACAAACAGAACUAAUAAAACCAAUGGGUUUAUAAAGAAACCCAAUAGAGCAAUGGUUUCAGGGGUGGUAAGUCCUUUGGCAGCAUUCAUGAUCUUCAGGAGGCUGGUAAGCAUUUCUCAAACAAGUGGGUAUGAAUCAGGGCAGGUAUUUCCUCCAGUCUCCAGGUUCUAGGUCACUUGUUGAGAUCCUCUAUGCUUCUAAAAGCUUGUUAGUGUUAAGACUCAGCAUAUUAUAGCAAAACAUGACAAAAUCUAAUCAGAUUCGCUUUCCAGUAAUUAGUUCAGAAGGUGAAAAAUCAGUUUAGAUUCCAUGAAUCUAAUCCUAAUACCAACAGAGCUAAGAGAAGAACACCA